AUGGAUCUGGAGAUCGUUGGGCGGCACGCCUUACUGUUCGACGACGACGCGACGGCGGAGGUUGUCAACUCCGGCGGCUCCCUUGUCCCCUGGGCGGCCGUCGGCGCGGCAGACCUCCUCCUCGACCGCCACGACGUGCGCCACCUGCUUGACCGCGUGCCCCCUCGCCCGCGCCGCGCCUACUCAGUGGCCCUCCUCUCCGCGCCCUCCCCCGACGGCGUCUCUGAGACCGAGCUCGAUCGCGAGCGCUACCUGGACCUCCCGGCUGGCGACGGCGAAUACGAGGGUUCUGGAGAUGCGGCCCCCUCAGGAAAUGGGACAGAUACUGGACAGGCUGAUUAUAAUGCUGUUCCUUUCUCAUAUGGAUAUCCUGCUGGUUCAGAUGAACCAAGUUCUUCGGACUUGUGUUAUCGCCCAUCAUUUUAUGUGCCAGAAAGCUUGUUGAAUAAGCUGAUGGUUGGAGCAGAGAUGAAGUUCCUACUAGUGAUGCACAUUGUUUCUUUGCAAUGUAUCUUGACCCUUCUUCUGAGAAGGCGAUCAGAUAAUUGCAAGAACAGCUUUAUUUGUCAGCGAGCAUGGGGACAGUCAGAGAUUGUAUUGAGGGUGAAACAAGGAGAUAAUCCAACAUUUGGAUUCUUGAUGCCUGAUCAUCAUCUCCACAGCUACUUCCGCUACCUUGUUGAUCGUCCUCAACUGCUGAAAGAUGGUGCUGAUGCUGUUGGCACGGAUAAACGUAAUACUGAGAGUGAGCAUGCUUCAUCUGGCGGGGCUUUAUCAUUGCUUGGGACCGCAUAUGACUCAGAAGAUGAGGAUGAAGGCACACUCCAUGGCCAUGUAAAAUCUGCAUCAAUUAUGCCUGACAAAAAAGAAUUAGGCAAAGAUCAGAAUGCUGCCGCUCCUGCAGUUAAGAGUAAAACAAUAUUGACAAAGAAGAAUCCAAUUAUUACUGACAACAGCAUUGUUGCUGUUCAGCGUGAAAAGGUUAAUGACACAAUUACAGCAUCAACUACAUCCAAAUCACAUACCAAUUCAGGCUUAUCUGAAACAAAAGAAAUGAUCCUUGAACCACCAUCUUUCAUGAAACGCACCAUGGAGAAAAUAAUUGAGUUUAUUCUGACGAAUGGGAAGAAGUUUGAAGAAAAACUGAUUGAGCAAGACAGAACAACUGGGAGGUUUCCAUUUCUUUUGUCUUCUAAUCCAUACCACUCAUAUUAUCUAAAGUUUCUCAGGAAACCCGAAGAGUCCAAGUCACGUGGUAGAAGUCCUACUCACAAGGACAGAAGAGGUUCUUCUGACUGGAGGGGCAGAAGAAGUCCUGAGAACGACGACAGAAGCUCCCAUGAGCGCGCCGACAGAAGCUCUCGUGAGCGCGUUGACAGAAGCUCUCGUGAGCGCGGCGACCGAAGAUGCUCAAUGGAGCGCAAAGACAGCAGUUAUGGCAUGGUAUCCAGUGCUUCUGAUAGAAGCUCAGCUGGACCAUCGGAGAAGCAGCUGUAUGACAAACAAGGGAAGGGUAGAUUCCAUCCUGUUUGUGGGGUCAAGAAGGAACCUACUCGGAAAGUCACUGCAGAUGAAGCUGCUGCUAUAGUAAUGGUGGCUACUCGUGGACUGGGUGCUGCAAAUGACUCACUUAACACCAUGAAAGGAACCAAGGACAAUGUUCGCACCCAUGUUAGUAAUGAUCCUUCUUCCAGCUUUGGAAGUUUCUCAUCUUUACAGGACCGAGAUGCACUGUCCAAACAUAUUUCAAAUAGUGAGGCUGAUGCUUCACUUACAAGUAGUGGACAGCCCCAAAAGGAAGGUUUUGGAAUUAUUGAUGAUGAUUGGAUUGCAAACACUAUUGCAAAAGCUGCUGCUGCUGCAGCCUCCAAAGAGGCAGAUUCUUCGGAAGCUUCCAUGACAAAGGAACAGAAGCUGAAAGCUGAGAGGCUUCGCCGUGCGAAGAUGUUUGCUGCAAUCAUUAAGAGUGGAGACAACAAGAUGAAUGAUUUAGCUGCAGCAUCGGAUCCAACUAGUGAAGCUGCCAAGGCAAUUCCUGAUACGAAUGUCUCUGGACUUGAUCUGCAAUCUGUGGCUAAGGAACGUGAAGGUAGCUCUGCCCCGUUUGAACAUGAAGGGCCAAACUUGACAAAGCAUAAUAAAGAUUCUGAUGAUGAACAGAACAGAGUGCGGAAGUAUAGAAAGAAACAUCAAGAAUCCAACGAGGAAGAAGAUGAAUCAGAGGAUAGCUAUAAGCACUCGAGGAAGAGGCAUCGCCCAGAGCAUUCAAGAGCCCGGAGUAAGGAUGUUCACAAACAUAAGCACAAGAGUCACUCCAAGGACAGGGAAUCCAGACAUCACAGACACCGUUAUAACUCUUCGGAAGAUGAGCAGGAGCAGGAGCGUCGGAGUUCCAAGUCAAGGCAUAGGCAUAGAGAUGAUCACCGCUACUCUGAUGAGGAGGAACACAGGAGGUCACAUAAGCAUAGGAGGAGGGAGCAUCACUCCAGUUCUAAAAGGAAGCUCGAGGAAGACCGAGACCAGAGUGAACAGUCCCAAGGUUGCUUAGAAGUGUCCCCGUCUAGAUCAGGUGCCAAGUUUGAAUCAGACAAGCUGCCUGAUGACACUGCACAAUCAACUCAGGGAACAACUGAAGUGCCCAGUGAAUUGAGAGCAAAAAUCAGAGCGAUGUUGCUCGAGAGACUGUAA
Molecule: messenger RNA, 2688 nt
Organism: Miscanthus lutarioriparius
Lineage: Eukaryota; Viridiplantae; Streptophyta; Magnoliopsida; Poales; Poaceae
Source: the annotation of a GenBank genome assembly